AUGAAAGUAGUUUUGUUUUCUACAAUCACUGCACUAUUUAUUCUUCUCUCACAUCUUAUAUAUCAUUUCAUUAAUUCUAAUAUGCCACGACUUAGCGACUCUUCUCUUAUUGAACUUCGUGUUCAUCCUAAAAAACCUUCUCAAGAAAGAAAUAAUCCACCUACUACUCAUGUACCUGUUCUUGGACAACUUACUAUAGAUCGUCUUAUUGAAAGAUUGGAAGAAUUAUACGAAGAUGAAGAGGACUCUGAAAUUAGUGAUAUAUUAGAUCAUGGUCUUUCAGUCUCUUACAUUGAAGAUGUACCAACUAAUUGUAAUAAAGUCUUAUCAUCUCCUGAACGUUGUGUAAAUCCUUCUUUACUUAAAUUGUGUUUUAUAUAA
Molecule: messenger RNA, 381 nt
Organism: Entamoeba nuttalli P19
Lineage: Eukaryota; Evosea; Mastigamoebida; Endamoebidae
Exons: 1
Coding region: 1-381 (126 amino acids)
Source: RefSeq, a predicted model, not a curated record